Messenger RNA from Cannabis sativa, 3373 nucleotides. RefSeq lists its product as uncharacterized. Gene Ontology annotation, cellular component: mitochondrial inner membrane. The record is from RefSeq and is a predicted model, not a curated record. The transcript has 19 exons. Gene Ontology annotation, biological process: intracellular monoatomic cation homeostasis. The coding region runs from base 190 to 2910 and encodes 906 amino acids. NCBI's taxonomy places the organism in Eukaryota, Viridiplantae, Streptophyta, Magnoliopsida, Rosales, Cannabaceae.
GUUAUGUGAUUACUCGCUUCUCCACGUCUACGGAUAGACCACUCUCGCCACGUCACCACAUUUCUCUCUUCCUCACAAGCUUCCUUCCCCAACACCCGACUCUUCUUUAAUCACUUUCUACCAUUUCAUGAAUUUUCGUGACAAUCCAACCAAAUUCUCCCUUCGAUUUUCUUUUUCUCUUUCCCAUUUAUGGCAGCUAAGUUUACCCACCACAGCUUUCUAUCGUCAAGCUCUACAAAUCGAUGGCUUCCACCAAAGCCAACUAAAAUGCAUUAUUCCUGCAAAAAAGUUUCUGACUUGGAUCACCUAUUGAGUUGCUGGGGCAAUUCAAGGAAGAGAUGUCUUAUAAGAUUUGCUUUAUUAGAGAACAACAAUCAUAGUCUUAAUUUUGGACAAGUGGGAUUCAGGAAGCAGUAUUUGACAUUUCGAAGGUCAAGAAGAAUGGUUCCUCUUGCUUCUGCUGAUGAUGGUGUUACUGUCAAUGGAACUCCCCAAGCAAGCACCAGGAGUGAUGUUGAGGAAAUGAGGGUUAAACUGAAUCGGUCACUGCAGGGCGGUAGUGACGAGAGCGACAGUCUUGUUCAAUUUUUACAUGACACGGCAAGGGUUUUCGAGCUAGCAAUUAAAGAGCAAAGUUCAUUUUCAAAACUGUCCUGGUUUUCAACUGCUUGGCUUGGUGUUGACAGAAAUGCGUGGGUGAAAUCAUUAUCUUAUCAGGCUUGUACAUACUCUUUACUGCAAGCUGCUGUUGAGAUUGCUUCUCGAGGUGAUGGCAGGGACAGAGAUGUAAACAUUUUUGUUCAAAGAAGUCUACUGCGGCAAUUGGCUUGCCUAGAGAGCUCCAUCAGGGAAAAAUUAUCCACCAAGCAACCAGAAGCAUACGAGUGGUUUUGGUCUGACCAAGUUACAAAGGCAGUUACAUCCUUUGUGAACUUUAUUGAAGGGGACCCACGCUUUACUGCUGCAACUUCUGUAUCUGGGAAGGUUCUGUCUACGGUUUCAGCUGAUGUAUCAAUGAUCAUGCUUGCACUGACAUGCAAUGCUGCAAUAACAAAACUUGGUCCCGCAAAAGUUUCUUGCGCACAAUUUUUUAGUACAAUUCCAGAUAUAACUGGUAGAUUGAUGGACAUGCUGGUUGAUUUCAUGCCUAUAUCCGAGGCUUAUCAUUCUGUAAAGGGAAUUGGCCUGGUCAGAGAGUUUCUUGUUCACUUUGGUCCUCGUGCUGUAGCAUGUAGGAUUAAAAAUGACCGGGAUUCAGAGGAGGUUGUUUUCUGGGUGGAUCUUGUUCAGACACAAUUGCAGCGGGCUAUUGAUAGGGAGAAAAUUUGGUCAAGACUAACUACAUCUGAAAGCAUUGAGGUUUUAGAAAGAGAUCUAGCUAUAUUUGGAUUCUUUAUUGCCUUGGGCAGAAGUACACAAUCCUAUUUAUCUGCAAAUGGUUUUGAUGUUAUAACUGGUCCACUUGAAGGAUUCGUAAGAUUUCUCAUUGGAGGAAGUGUUUUGUACUAUCCUCAGCUGUCAUCAAUAAGUUCCUAUCAGUUGUAUGUAGAGGUAGUCUGUGAAGAGUUGGACUGGCUUCCAUUUUAUCCAGGCAUUGUUGGUACUUCUAAAGAGUCCCAUGGCCACAAAAGUAAAUGGGAAGGUCCUCCAAACACUGAUGCGAUACUGCAAGUAUUAGAUGUAUGCUCUCAUUGGAUGCAAAGUUUUAUCAAGUAUAGCAAAUGGCUGGAGAACCCUUCUAAUGUUAAGGCAGCAAAGUUCUUGUCCAAAGGGCAUAACAAGUUAAUGGAGUGCGUGGAAGAACUGGAGAUGUCAAAGGAUAAAAGUAAGGAAAGCAAGGUAAAAAGUUAUGAUGGGAGGGUUGGAGGUGUAGAGUAUUCGUCAAUUGAGAAAGACUUGGAUUCAUUUGACAAGGCAUUGGCAAGUGUUGAAGAAGCUCUCACAAGGCUUGAAAAGUUGCUUCAAGAUUUGCAUGUUUCAAGUUCUAACUCUGGAAGAGAACAUUUAAAAGCUGCUUGUUCUGAUCUUGAGAAAAUAAGAAAACUUAAAAAAGAGGCUGAAUUUCUGGAGGCAUCUUUCAGAGCAAAAGCAGCUUCUCUUCAGCAGGGGAUUGACGACAGUCAUUCCCAACUGGCUGUUAGUGAGCAACAACAAUUUUUAAAAAGGAAAAAAAGUAGGAGUGGUAAUGUCAGGGCAGAUAGGAAUGACAGAGUUGGUGAUAAAAAUCGUGGUAUGUGGAGCAUCUUUAGGCGGCCUUCAACUAGGAAACCCAAUCUUGUGUUAACUUCGGAUGAAUCAGAAAAUGAAUUUUUUGAGCAGACUGCUUCAAGUUCUGCAGAGUCAGAACUAAAUGAAAUCCACCGUUUUGAGCUCCUAAGAAAUGAGCUUAUAGAACUUGAAAAGCGGGUUCAAAGAACCGCUGAUGAAUCAGAUAAUGAGGAUAUUGAGAUUGGAAAAGAAGGUUAUAAAUACCGCGAAGAUGCUGGAUCCACUCAAUUGGUCCAGGUUCAGAAGAAAGAAAAUAUUAUUGAAAAAUCAUUUGACAAGCUGAAAGAAGCUAGCACAGAUGUCUGGCAAGGAACACAGCUUCUAGCCAUUGACGUAGGUGCUUCAAUGGGAUUGCUUAGAAGGGCCCUGGUAGGAGAUGAACUAACAGAGAAAGAGAAGAAAGCACUACGAAGAACUGGGACUGACUUAGCAUCAGUUGUUCCUAUUGGUGUUUUAAUGCUUCUUCCUGUUACUGCAGUCGGGCAUGCAGCUAUGUUGGCUGCUAUUCAGAGAUAUGUACCAUCUCUGAUACCCUCUACAUACGGAUCGGAAAGGUUGGAUCUCUUGAGGCAACUUGAGAAGGUAAAGGAAAUUGAAACCAGCGAAGAGAGCUCAGAUGAAAGUGUAGAGGAACUGGCUUGAGUAGAAUGAAUCCUUGACUAUGUACAGUUGAAGCUGAAUUUUUUUCCCAAACUAUAAAGGUAGGCACCAAUGGCUACAAUCCUGUGGAGAAAAUUGUGGGGUUCGAGGUUCACGAUACUUGGAAGGGUGACCGUCCUUUCUGAUCUCAGUUAGAUAUGUGAUGUUCAAGAACUUGACCUUCCAGUUUCCAUUAUCCAUCUGUUUAAUCGCGUUAUACAUGAUCUGAUUAUAGGGUGGAUCAGCUUCGAGUUUCUUGUAAUCUGUUUCUGGUCCCACAUGGAUAUCACAGUUACCCCCUUCAUUCCAUGUCCCGUUCCUGCAAAUUUUACAAAGCCAAUACAUUUAUUCUUUCUCCUUAUGUAAUUAUUAGUCCUCUGGGCCUCAACACAGCCAACAAAACAUAUAUACAUGUAAACAUUUACAGUCCAUAUUUUUUGUCUACCAAUCUAACUUCAUUUCAUUU